UCUCGUUGAGAACGCAACCACCGCUCUAUAUCUCGAUCCCGAACUAUAUAAAUCGCCCCUCGGACGAACACGCACGAUCUCUCGAUAUAUCGAUCUCGAUCUGUACCGGAAAUUAAAACUUAAUCGCACACUUUAAAAAUGGCCGCCAACUACAAGAGUUGCCCGCUGAAGAAGCGCCCAAUUGUCUUCGUGGAGGAGCGUCUGCCGCAAACGGAGGCCUUGGCUCUGACCAAGGACUCGCUGUUUUCCGAAGAUCAGCCGCAGGAUCUCUCUUUGAAGAGAUGUCGCGAAGAGGAGACUCAGGAUUACCAGCAGCCCGAACCGAAACGUGACUAUGUGUUGAAUCUCUCCAAGACACCGGAAAGGAUCUCUAACUCAAACUCCUGCCUGCUGUCGCCGCCAGCUGAAUCUCAGGAUUACCAGCCCACCGACAUCCAUAUGCGUGGACUCACCGCAGGAACUACGGGUUAUACCACUGUUAGCCCCGCCACGGUUAAUCCCUUCCAGUCCGCCUUUGUGAUGGCUGCCGGAUGCAAUCCCAUCUCUGCUCUGUGGAGCAGCUAUCAGCCCCAUUUGGCUGCCUUUCCCUCGCCAGCCAGCUCAUUGGCAUCACCUCAGUCGGUCUACAGCUACCAGCACAUGACACCGCCCUCCAGCCCAGGAUCCGAUGUUGAAACCGGCUCCGAACCAGAGGAUCUGUCCGUGAGGAAUGACAUCCCACUGCCGGCUCUGUUCCAUCUCUUUGAUGAGGCCAAGUCCAGCAGUAGCGGUGCUAGUGUAAGCAGCUCAUCCGGAUAUUCCUACACUCCGGCCAUGAAUGCCUCGUCUACGAAUGUUGCUGCAAACCAUGCCAAGAACUAUCGCUUCAAGUGCGACGAAUGCCAGAAGAUGUACUCCACCUCGAUGGGCCUGUCCAAGCAUCGCCAGUUCCACUGCCCAGCUGCCGAGUGCAACCAGGAGAAGAAGACGCACUCUUGCGAGGAGUGUGGCAAGCUGUACACCACCAUUGGAGCUCUGAAGAUGCACAUUCGCACCCACACUCUGCCCUGCAAGUGCCCCAUCUGUGGCAAGGCCUUCUCCCGACCAUGGUUGCUCCAGGGACACAUCCGCACCCAUACAGGGGAGAAGCCAUUCCAGUGCAACGACUGCCCACGAUCAUUUGCCGACCGCUCGAACCUGCGAGCCCAUCAGCAGACCCACGUGGACGUCAAGAAGUACGCCUGCCAGGUGUGCCACAAAUCCUUCUCGAGGAUGUCGCUCCUGAACAAGCACUCCAGCUCCAACUGCACUAUCACCAUUGCGUAGGAUUCUCAAAUCUAGAAUCCUUUGGCAAGACUUAACAUACAAAUCCUCACAUUCCGCUGGCGAAGACCAAACAAACAGACAAUAAUUAAGAUUAGCUUGUACUAAGUCGAUUCGGUUUUGGUGCUAUUAUUAAUAUAUUUAUUUCAGUUCUAGUACUCAUAGCCUAAGUUCAUGUACAUUCCUUCAUUGUCGCAGCAUUUGACCAAAUUUAUUCAUUUAAUUAUUAUUCUAAUUUAUAUAUUCUCAAUAUUGUUAGGACAACUGUUGUUAAGAUUAUUUCUAGUUUUAAGAUAAUGAAUAUUUUUAUAAAAUAAA
Messenger RNA from Drosophila eugracilis, 1620 nucleotides. RefSeq names its product protein snail (gene sna). The coding region runs from base 139 to 1305 and encodes 388 amino acids. Gene Ontology annotation, molecular function: RNA polymerase II cis-regulatory region sequence-specific DNA binding; DNA-binding transcription factor activity, RNA polymerase II-specific. Gene Ontology annotation, biological process: regulation of DNA-templated transcription. Lineage: Eukaryota; Metazoa; Arthropoda; Insecta; Diptera; Drosophilidae. The transcript has a single exon. The record is from RefSeq and is a predicted model, not a curated record.